UAGUUAGUUUUAUCCAAUUAAGCUUCGAUUGGCGUGCCGUCUCAUUAAUCUUCUUCGAGCUCGAUCAUCACCGCCCUUCCCAACGUCACUCACUCGCCAACAACCUCUAUUAAUCUCUACAUCCCCUUCUCCAUUCCCAUCUCACUCAAUCUUGAUUUCGAUCUUGGUCUCUCUUGGAGAAGAUGCCGGAGUCUUCGCUGAAAUCCGCUGCGCUUCUGGACCAGAUGAAGCUCCACAUGGCCACAGAUGCCGGGAAGGAGCUCACCAAGAAGAUUGGCCUCGUUUAUCAGCUCAACAUCGCUCCUAAGAAAAUGGGGAUUGAUGAGAAGGUGUUUGUUGUGGAUCUCAAAGAAGGGAAAGUUUAUGAAGGGUCUUAUGAGGGGAAGCCGGAUGCGACGUUCUCGUUCGCUGAUGCGGAUUUCUUGGCCGUGGCCACUGGCAAGAUGAAUCCUCAGAUGGCGUUUAUCAGAGGAAAGAUGAAGAUCAAGGGGAGCAUGAGCGCGGCUCAGAAGUUCACUCCGGACAUCUUCCCUAAACCCUCUAAGCUCUGAGGGCAAAGCAUACCUGUGAGGGCACUUCUUUUAUGCUAAUUGCCAAUAAAUAUUUAGGUUAAUCCUUGAAGAAAUCUUCAUAAAUGCCUCAUGUUAUCAAUUAGUACUAUAAUUGUGAUACUUUUCUUGUUUUCAUUUCUUUAGAUGUCAUAUACAACUGCUUUUGAUGUUUUUUUUUCUUAUUACAAGUAUAUAUGAGAGUGUGCCCUUUUGAAGUUGUCUGUUAGAUCCUGAUAAAAGAAAUAAUUUUUUUUUUUUUGGAUUUUUGUGUUCUGUUUAGGAACAGUGUACAUAAUUUAAGUUGCUGUUGUUCAUGUU
Messenger RNA from Dioscorea cayenensis subsp. rotundata (Guinea yam), 869 nucleotides. RefSeq names its product non-specific lipid-transfer protein-like 1. The transcript is spliced from 4 exons. Lineage: Eukaryota; Viridiplantae; Streptophyta; Magnoliopsida; Dioscoreales; Dioscoreaceae. The coding region runs from base 183 to 551 and encodes 122 amino acids. Gene Ontology annotation, cellular component: cytosol. The record is from RefSeq and is a predicted model, not a curated record.